AUGGCUUUACUCAACAAGACAAACACAAAUGUGUCUGCCUCCUGCACUGUGGACUCCUCAGUGGAGAGGAGCAUGUAUCCAACUGCCUAUUCUUUAUUUUUUAUCGUGGGAUUUCCCGCUAACUGCUUGUCUCUGUACGUGGCCUGGAUGCUAAUAAGGAGUGGAAACAGCAUAGCAGUCUACCUAUUCAAUCUGUCCAUCUCUGACCUGCUCUACGCUAUCUCUCUGCCUGUCUGGAUCGAGCUGGCCCUGAGGAAAUACGUGGACAAGACCCUGUGCAGUUUGGUGACUGUGAUCAUGUACAACAGCUUUUACGUCGGUUCAGGUCUCCUCUGCUGCAUCUCUGUUGAUCGCUUUCUAGCUGUGGUUUAUCCUCUCCACUUCCACUGGGUCCGGGAGGUGAGGACAGCAGCCUAUGUGAGCAUUGCUGUUUGGACUUUGGAAAUUUCUAUGCAUGUUAUCUUACUUGACCACACAGGGGCACUGCGAGCUUUCUCCUCAAGAUCCUGUACGGAUCAAGUGCCGAUGACAGCACAAGAAGCAAACGUCUCCCUAACAAGAGUCACCCUGGGCUUCCUGGUGCCCGUCUUCAUCAUGACCUUCUGUUUCCAGCAGAUCAUGCAGUCCCUCCGUCAGAGCUCCUCCAUCCUGGAAGAGGAGCGCAGAAAAGUGGGAGUGCUGCUCUUGUUUCUUCUGCUGACCUACAUCGUGGCCUUUCUGCCAUUCCAGACAGUCAUGCUGCUCAGGGCUGUGUUGGAGCCAGGGGCCUGUGUCUGGGCGGCAAGGCUCAGAAAUCCGUACCUGGUCACUGUUGCCACGACAACUAUUAACAGUACUCUGGAUCCCAUUAUCUAUUGUUUGAUUAGUGAGAGUGCUAAAAGAGAGAUCAGGAAGGUCAUAGAGAAGGGGAGAGGGGUUUUGAAGAAGAGCAAGUUGUUUGAGAGCUUCUCUGGAAUUCAGUAUGAGCUGAUGAAAACCACGUCUGCAAUGGAAAACCUAACCUUGGCCACCAACCUCUCAGAUUGUUUCUUAGACGAUGACAGCUUCAGGAGGAAGCCAUUCAUGGUGUUCUACAUGGCUACCAUCAUGGCUGCCAUCCCCACCAACGCCUUCUCCCUUUAUGUGUCCUUGCAGCACAUUAGACAGAAGAACGAGCUCGGCGUCUAUCUAUUCAACCUGGCUCUGAGUGACCUAACAUUCUCUAUUGGCCUUUCUCUGUGGCUGGACUUCCUGUGGAGGGGAGUGUGGGCACAUGGAGGCCAUGUUUGUGUGCUGUCUAUUUACUUCCUCUUCACUAACUUCUACACCAGCGAUGCCUUCCUCUGCUGCAUUGCUUUUGACCGCUACCUGGCAGUGGUUCACCCUUUAAAGUACAGGUUCUUGAGGAAAGUCGACACUGCAGCAGUGGUCAGUGCUGCCAUUUGGGUGCUGGUGGUUUGUUUCAAUGCUGCAACCAUCACCUGGGAGGACUCGUACUAUGAAAGCAGCAAGUUUUCAGUGUGCUUUGACAUAUUCCUCCCGAUGUCAGAGACCAUGGUCAGAGCUAAUAUUGCACGCUUCCUCCUUGGCUUCAUUUUUCCCGUUUUCCUGGUUGUGUUUUCCACCAGAGGAACCUUUAAGGCAUUGAAAUCCAACCAGGCCACAGAGGAAAAAGAACGUAAACAGAUUGCAAAGCUGCUAACAGUUGUUCUGCUCUGCCUUUUGUUGUCCUUCGGACCAAUUCACAUCAUGAUGCUUGUUCGCACAAUCGUGGAUGACUGCAAGACUGUAGCACUGCUCCUCUACCCGUACAAGAUCAGCCAAGCUAUGUCAAGCCUUAACUGCAUUUCAGACCCUCUACUUUAUUGCUUUAUUACGAGAACGGGGAAGGAAAAUGUAAAUCAGGUUGUUCUCCUUUUUCAGGUAAAGAAAAGAAGCAAAGAUGAAAGUGUGGUAUAG
Cheilinus undulatus (humphead wrasse) is the source of this 1938-nucleotide messenger RNA. Its product is annotated as C-X-C chemokine receptor type 2-like. Gene Ontology annotation, biological process: G protein-coupled receptor signaling pathway. The record is from RefSeq and is a predicted model, not a curated record. Gene Ontology annotation, cellular component: membrane. Bases 1 to 1938 code for a protein of 645 amino acids. The transcript is spliced from 2 exons. Gene Ontology annotation, molecular function: G protein-coupled receptor activity. Lineage: Eukaryota; Metazoa; Chordata; Actinopteri; Labriformes; Labridae.